Thecamonas trahens ATCC 50062 is the source of this 649-nucleotide messenger RNA. Its product is annotated as iodothyronine deiodinase. Gene Ontology annotation, molecular function: thyroxine 5'-deiodinase activity. The coding region runs from base 8 to 649 and encodes 213 amino acids. The transcript is spliced from 2 exons. The record is from RefSeq and is a predicted model, not a curated record. NCBI's taxonomy places the organism in Eukaryota, Apusomonadida, Apusomonadidae.
UCCCGCCAUGGCUGCUGUAACGGAAGACUCGGCCACGCCAGGCCUUCCCCCGGUCCGCUUUGGCGACAUGACCGAGGACGAGACCGCCGCCCGCAUCAAAAUGCUGCUGGAGACCGAGGGUGAGGCCAGGCCGUACCUCCACGACGCCUUCCCGGCCUCCAACGUCCUCGUCGAGGGCUCGCCCAUGCCCGACCUGUCGCUCCUGCGUCUCGAUGGCUCGCCCGCCGCCCUCGGUGCCGACAUCAUCAUCCCGGCGCUGGACAGCUCGCACGCCACAGGCGUUCUGGCUGCUGCGGCGGAGACGCCGCUGUUCAACGUCUACAUCCGCGAGGCCCACGCCGAGGACGACUGGGCCAUCGAGGUCAACACCGACGAUGACGUCUGCUUCCCGCAGCCCAAAUCGACCGCAGCCCGGCUUGCUGUUGCCAACGACUUUGUUGCCACCGCCUCCCUCGAUCCGGCUGCCAUCCUCGUCGAUCCCAUCGAGAACGAGGCCGAGGCCGCCUUUGAGGCCCGCCCCGAGCGCCUCUAUGCCAUCGCCCGCGUCAGUGGCGUCCUCACCGUUGUCUUCCGCACUGGAAUCGGGCCAUAUAUGUACUCGGUUACCAAGCUCAAAGCCUUCCUCGACUCCUGUCGAGCGCCGCACUGA